CAGUACAGUGCGAGAGGGGGGAGAAGCGGGCCAGCCCGGUCUAGCAAAUGAGAAAAUAGAAAAGUGGGGAGUCCGACGGUGAAAUUUACGUCAAGCUUGAGAUGUGGGCGUGUAGGAGGGAGAGAAAAAACACGAGGCAUUACCGCCUUCUCUUAACGGGGUGCACCAUUUCAAUUCACUGCGCCACCUCGACAACAGGAAAAAUCACAAAGAGUUUCCGAAUAGCUGCGUGAACUAAACAGCGAUGUUCAACGCUCAGUUUUGGCAAUAUUUUCCCCUCACAACUAUCUAAAAUUGGCAUAUACUCCAAUGGUUUACUGGACGUAGGAUGGGAUUAACUUUGUCUGGAAGAUAUAUUUCAUUGUUUCUUGCUGUUCAAAUAGCCUAUCUGCUGCAGGCGGUUCGAGCGGCUGGGAAAUGUGAAACAGUGUUCAAAGGUUUCUCCGACUGCCUGCUUAAACUGGGAGAGAACAUGGCCAACUAUCCACAGGAGCUGGACGAGAAGGAAAACCUUCAGACCAUCUGCACUUACUGGGAUGAUUUCCAUUCAUGUGCGACCACUGCUCUGGCAGACUGUCAGGAGGGGGCCACAGAUCUUUGGGAGAAGCUGAAAAAAGAGUCCAGAAAUCUGGACUUUCGCGGCAGCUUGUUUGAACUGUGUGCGGCCGGGAACGGCGCGAGCCGAUCAUCGGUUCCGUUCGGCGUGACGCUGAUCCUAACCGCACUGUCUGCGCUCGUCACGUGGAUGCAGUUUUAACCCACGGAGAGAGAAGAAGAAGAAAGAAAAAAAAUCAAAGAAGAGAAAAAAAGAAAGAAAGAAAAGAUAGAGUAAAAGACCAGAUAAACCAUCAACACAAGAAUAAAAAAAUAAGUAAUGACGAUCAAAAAUCAUCCUCACCCAAAUGGAUUUAUAAACCUAUUUCAUCUGGAGAAAAAGACGUUUUUUUGCAAGAGACAAUGGCAAGAAGAAGUCUUCUGGGAAUGCUCAAGCACAUUUGCCUGACUCUGGGUCGAUUUCAUGAAAUAUUUAUCAGAUAUUGAGUUGAAAUGACGGCCUGAAUUUCUGAAAGGUCCUGGUUAGAAGCGUAGUAUUUUAUAACAUUACUGUCUGUUAUGAAUGAAUUAUUACUGUAGGCUUUUCACAUUCUCAACGGCCACCAUGCAUUAUAGAAAGAUAGGAAAUAUUCUCCCGUUCGUUUGUUUUUUAUAUGCUCAUUGUCAAUAUUUAGUUUUUCAUUUAUCAGAUUUAUUUUAGUCAAGCCAAGUAUAUGGACGAUGUGUGAGGGGGUUAGAAGGUUUGCUGACCAACCAAUCCAGAA
Molecule: messenger RNA, 1319 nt
Organism: Cyprinus carpio (common carp)
Lineage: Eukaryota; Metazoa; Chordata; Actinopteri; Cypriniformes; Cyprinidae
Gene: nrn1a
Product: neuritin 1a
Biological process (GO): nervous system development; neuron projection extension
Cellular component (GO): plasma membrane
Source: RefSeq, a predicted model, not a curated record